Messenger RNA from Scleropages formosus (Asian bonytongue), 3245 nucleotides. RefSeq names its product scavenger receptor class B, member 2a (gene scarb2a). Gene Ontology annotation, molecular function: scavenger receptor activity. The transcript has 13 exons. Bases 1353 to 2945 code for a protein of 530 amino acids. Gene Ontology annotation, cellular component: membrane; cytoplasm; lysosome. Lineage: Eukaryota; Metazoa; Chordata; Actinopteri; Osteoglossiformes; Osteoglossidae. Gene Ontology annotation, biological process: receptor-mediated endocytosis; protein targeting to lysosome. The record is from RefSeq and is a predicted model, not a curated record.
CCGGCAGGCACUGUAGCGGACUUAGCGGUUGCUCGUAGCGCAACGCCUCAGGAGCUGAGGAUAGCGGAUCGCAGCCGCCUUGUCAACAAUAUAAACUCAUUUUUUUAAUGUUGUUUGUGAGUUUCCGUCGUUUAAGUCGGUCUGGUGCGGCUCUCGAGUGCCGUGAACGUUUGAAACAGCUGUAAAGUACAAGGAAGCACGUGCUGACGGUAUGAAUUAUUCAUUGAAUAUUUGAUAACGGUUAACUUACUCAAUGAAACACGCACGCACGGUCAGGUGAGAAGCCUCAUUAGUUACAUAACGGCCGUCGCAGGUAAAUCACUUUAUGAGCCUUGUUGGACGGUACGUAGAUAAUAGUUUUAUUGGUCCUAAGCCGUUUAGUGUAAACCGGCGGCGGAAAUCCCAGCCUGUGGCUGUCGUGUCGUGUCGAGUGUAAAUUACACAUUAACAUUUCGAGCCGUGGCGGCGGUCAUUCAUUUGUACGUGUAUAAAAAAAUGCAACUUGGCAUGUUAAGAGAGUUGGUGUAUUAUUGUUAGUGUUAAAUAAUAAUAUAAUAAUACUAGUUGACCUCGGGCAGCGAGCGUUUUCCUCGUGUCCACUCUGUCUGUCAGUGUCACACACACACACACACACACACACACGACACAGCUGUGUGACAGACAGAGUACAGUACGCGGACCUCGGUACACACAGUGGCAGUGAGUGAGUGAGUGACUGGGCUGCUGCCACCACAGCAGAACUCUGUGUCUGACGAGGUUCGUUCGGUUCGGGGGACAGCAGCAAUAGGACCAGGCUAGUUCAUUACAGGAAGUGGACCGAGCGAGUCUCUUCAGCAGUUUUCUGUCUGACGCGGUCCAUCGAGUGUCCACCCAGGGGUGGACCGGUCCAGGGUUCGAGGCACGCUCGGUGGGCAGUCCCCUCAGCACGCGCUGAGCGCCGUCACUUCCCGUCGCGCGGCUCACACACCACACGCUCCUCUUUAUGAGCGGCAGUAGCAGCAGCUCGCCCGGCGACAACCGUUUGUUCAGUGAAGAAGGAGCAGGAAGAGGAUCGGGCAGAACCUCCGAGAAGAUACAGACAGACAGACAGAGCGAGAGACACGGGCAUUCCAACUCCACGCGCGGCUUCCAUGUUUAAAUCACGCGACUGAGGCGGUGUGAAGAGUCGAAUUAGAUCGAGCGGCACCGAACCCUCUGACUGUGUGUGUGUGUGAGAGAGGAAGAAACAUCCUGAGAUCUCCGGAGCUUCUGACCCUCACACCUCCAGAGCCCGCACUGUAUCCCAUAUAAACACACUAGCGCGUGUGUUAAAGGUCGGCGCCGAGGAUCAUCCUUCCUUCCGCACCGGCACCAUGACCAGGAGAUCGUGCACUAUUUACGCCACUGGGAUCGUGUGCGCCCACCUGCUCAUCGUAGGGAUCGCGCUACUGGUGGCCCAGGUCUUCCCGACCUUCAUCUACAACCGUCUGAAGAAGGAGAUGACCUUGGCUGAGGGGAGCCGGGUUCUGGAUGCUUGGAAGAACCCACCCUCCGAUGUCUUCAUGCAGUACUUCUUCUUCAAUGUGUCCAACCCAGAGGUCUUCCUGGCAGGGGGCAAGGCUGCAGUCACACAGAUUGGCCCCUACACAUACAAGGAGUACCGUCCCCGGGAGAACCUCACAUAUCUGGAGAACGGGACCAAGCUCUCAGCCCUCAAUCCCAAAAGUUUUGUAUUUGUGCCAGAGAUGUCAGCAGGAGAUCCUGAGGUGGACCGUGUGAGGACCAUCAACAUCCCUUUUGUGGCUGUAAUGAACGAGAUGAGCUCCUACUCCUUCUUUAUACGCCCGCUGGUGUCGCUUUGGAUGAACUCCAUUGGUGUGGACCUCUUCACUACUCGCACCGUUCAUGAGAUGCUGUGGGGCUUCAAGGACCCCCUGCUCUCCCGCAUCCACACUUUGAAGCCUGAUGUAGAUGAAUACUUUGGCUUCAUGUACAAGAAAAACGGAUCUCAUGAAGGCGAAUUUGUGUUUCUCACGGGAGAGGAGAACUACAUGGACUUUGGCAGAAUUGACACAUGGAAUGGCCUGAGGAAAAUGACGUGGUGGUCGUCCAACCAGAGCAACAUGAUCAACGGCACCGACGGCAGUGCCUUUCACCCUUUGCUGUCCAAAGACGAGUUGCUGUACAUCUUUGCGGCGGAUCUCUGCAGAUCCAUACACCUGGCGUAUGUGGAGGACGUGGAAGUACAGGGCAUUCCAGCCUACCGCUUUGCACCCCCUCUGGAUGUGCUCGCCAGCCCGGAGGACAACCCCGCUAAUGCUGGAUUCUGCGUGCCAGCCGGGAAGUGCCUGAGUGCCGGCGUGCUCAAGGUCAGCGUGUGCCGUCAAGGAGCCCCCAUCGUUGUUUCCUUCCCACAUUUCUACCAGGCAGACCAAAAGUAUGUCAACGCCUUCGAAGGUCUAACGCCCAACAAGGAUGACCACGAGACGUAUCUUGACCUGAACCCGACAACAGGUGUUCCUGUUCGUGCCUGCAAGCGAGCACAGCUCAAUGUCCUGCUCAACAGAGUCAGCGGCUUCCCAAAAACAAGAAACCUCAGUGAAACAAUCUUCCCCAUCAUGUUCGUGAAUGAGACAUUUGUGAUCGACGAAGACUCUGCGGCCAACAUGCGGAAUCUGCUGCUCAUCAUCACGCUCGUGUCCAACUUGCCACUCUUCAUUGUAGGCUUCGGUGCCAUCCUGCUGCUUGUCUUGGUCAUCCUCAUCUGCAGGUCUCGCCAGAAGAAGAAUGCUGUGAAACGUAUUGAGUUUACCGAGGCUUUUCAUUCUUUUGCUACGGUGAAGGAUGACACGGCCUACACCCAGGUGAGCUCCAAGCCGGAGGAGCCGCAGGGUGGCCAGGCGUCAACGCAGCAGCUGCGCAAUGGCUCCUACAUUGCCAUGUCGCAGGUGGAGACAUCAGAUUAAUGAUGGAGUGUGACUGGGACUGGGUGGGGGGGAGGGGGGGUUAACUGGGUUUCUUUACUCUUCGGGAGGUGGGGGAUGCAACACCAGUAAUGAUGGCCAGCUGUGAUGGUUCUGGUUCUGCAACCAUCGAUUAUUGGCCCCCUCCACCAGGCUUGUUGCAUGGCUUCCUGCCGCUCACCUAACUGGACUUGCAAGAUCAACGAUGCCUUAGACUCUGACAGCCUCUGAUGACGCAACACACACAUACACACACCUCUGCAGCGGGGGGCUCAGUCUGUGGACCACCCCUAGCAGCACAAA